Molecule: messenger RNA, 1073 nt
Organism: Somion occarium
Lineage: Eukaryota; Fungi; Basidiomycota; Agaricomycetes; Polyporales; Cerrenaceae
Source: the annotation of a GenBank genome assembly
GCCCGAUAGGUUCAAAACUGCUGAGCCUCAUUCGCGCCUCAUAUGCUCUCUCACUUAUAUAGAUCGUUCGCUAUUUGGGUUUCUCCUACGUUUCCACGCAAAGUCAUGGCCGCCAAAGAUCUCGUCGAGAACACUAUUGCCAGCAACAAGAUUGCGAUCUUCUCCAAGUCGUACUGCCCUUAUUGCAAACGCGCAAAGGCUCUCCUUACGAGCGAGUUCCCCGAGGAGACGACUGAGAUCCUUGAGUUGGACGAGCGGGGCGACGGUAGCGAGAUCCAAGAUUAUUUGCUGCAGAAGACCGGUCAGCGCACUGUUCCCAACAUUUUCAUUAACCAGAAGCACAUCGGCGGCUGCGACUCUGUUGUUGGUCUGAAGGAGCAGGGCAAGCUGACUGUCCUCGUCAAGGCGUGAGCCGUAGACUUCGUAGCCUUCCACCUGGGUCCUUAUUUAUUAUGAUGCAGUGAUACCACCUCACGCCUGUAAUACCUCCUGUAGAUAAACAGCUUUUGUCGCCCGAAUUGGGGAACCUGUAUGUUUGAAUCCUUUGAACAUCGAGCAUAUAAUCUUAAAUCAACGUUGUGGUUUUCACGAUAACAGGCGAAUGCUUGGAGCAGUGCAGUCCAAGUACAUGGGUAACCAUAUCGUUUGACAUGGGAGUCCGAGGACGGUGGAAAAGCGGGGACUAAUUUCCCGGCAUAUUCGUUUUCAUUCAACAACGCUUCCAUGGCGAGAUCUCAUUAGUUCGACACGCUAGUGGCAUCUCGAGACCCGGGCAGAUGAAAGGGAAGACGGAGAAAGAUGGGCGAUCAGUGACUAUCCGCACCUAGAUUUGGCUUCGAGGCAUUUGCGGAGUGAAGCACUCCCACUAAAAAGAAGAGAACAACCUAGGGUCUGUCAUAUAUUGACACAUCUGACCAUUCUAUGAUUGCUUCUCGGAGGGUAUAGCAUUCCGGAUGCUUACAUACAGGCACUUGGCCAUGACACAGUGUCGGGAAAAAAAGGUAUAAAACCUCUUGAUAGUCAAGGUAGGAACCCCAGUAGAACAACCCACCAGUUCGUUCAACUUACUUCUU